Marmota monax (woodchuck) is the source of this 3401-nucleotide messenger RNA. RefSeq names its product obscurin-like. The transcript is spliced from 14 exons. Bases 213 to 2612 code for a protein of 799 amino acids. NCBI's taxonomy places the organism in Eukaryota, Metazoa, Chordata, Mammalia, Rodentia, Sciuridae. Gene Ontology annotation, biological process: protein phosphorylation. The record is from RefSeq and is a predicted model, not a curated record. Gene Ontology annotation, molecular function: protein kinase activity; ATP binding.
GGCAGUGCAGGGCCGAGGAGGGUCCCUUAAGCCCCAGCCCAGCUCUGUCUCACGAGGCUCCUCAUCUCCCAGCAGCUGAGACCCCAGAGGUGCCACAACCUCUCAUCCGGGAAGUCCUGGAGCAGGAGACGGUGACUGGUUCUGGGGCCCAGGGACGGACCAUCCCCAUCCGGGUGGAGGGUGCUGCCUGGCCAGGGGCAGGUGCCGGGCACAUGCUCUGGGAUGUCCACAGCCAUGUAGUCACAGAGACCACACAAAGGACCUAUGUGUACCAGCCCGUCGACACCAGUGCUACAAGUUCAAGGCCCCCAACCAUGCAGGUGACCAUUGAAGAUGUGCAGGUCCAGGCGGGUGGUACGGCACAGUUUGAGGCUGUCAUUGAGGGGCACCCACAGCCCACUGUGACAUGGUACAAGGACGGUGUCCAACUGGAGGACAGUGCCCGACUGAGCCAGCAGAAGGAUGGCACCACUCACUGCCUGCUACUGAAGGAUGUGGUCCAGCAAGAUGCAGGUGUCUACACCUGUCUCGCACACAAUGCUGCUGGCCAGGUGCUCUGCAAGGCGGAGCUGCUGGUCCAUGGGGGAGACAGUGAGCCAGAUUCAGAAGAGCAGAGCCGUCGGAGGAAGCUGCACUCCUUCUACGAGGUCAAGGAGGAGAUUGGCAGAGGCGUGUUUGGCUUUGUGAAAAGGGUACAGCACAAAGGAAAUAAGGUAUUCUGUGCUGCCAAGUUCAUCCCCCUGCGGAGCAGAACUCGGGCCCAGGCGUACCAGGAGCGAGAUAUCCUGGCCACGCUCAGCCACCCGCUGGUCACUGGGCUGCUGGACCAGUUUGAGACCCGGAAGACCCUCAUCCUCAUUUUGGAACUGUGCUCAUCGGAGGAGCUGCUGGAUCGCCUCUUCAAGAAGAGCGUGGUGACAGAAGCCGAGGUCAAGGUCUACCUCCAGCAGUUGGUGGAGGGACUGCACUAUCUGCACAGCCACGGGGUCCUCCACCUGGACAUAAAGCCCCCCAAUAUCCUGAUGGUGCAUCCUGCUCGGGAAGACAUUAAAAUCUGCGACUUUGGCUUUGCCCAAAAAAUCACCCCUUCAGAGCCACAGUACAGCAAGUACGGCUCUCCAGAGUUCGUGUCCCCCGAGAUCAUUGAGCAGACCCCUGUAAGCGAGGCUUCUGACAUCUGGGCCAUGGGGGUCAUCUCUUACCUCAGCCUGACCUGCUCCUCCCCGUUUGCGGGAGAGAGUGACCGUGCCACCCUGCUGAACGUGCUGGAGGGGCGGGUGUCCUGGAGCAGCCCCAUGGCUGCCCACCUCAGUGAGGACGCCAAGGACUUCCUCAAGGCCACGCUGCAGAGGGCCCCAGGGGCCCGGCCCAGUGCCUCCCAGUGCCUCACCCACCCCUGGUUCCUGAAAUCCAUGCCUGCGGAGGAGGCCCACUUCAUAAACACCAAGCAGCUCAAGUUCCUCCUGGCCAGGAGCCGCUGGCAGCGCUCCCUGAUGAGCUACAAGUCCAUCCUGGUGAUGCGCUCCAUCCCAGAGCUGCUGCGGGGCCCACCCGACAGCCCCUCCCUGGGAGUGGCCCGGCACCUGCGGGCAGAAGCCAGCGGCUCCUCCAGCUCCUCCUCCUCGGACAAUGAGCUCGCUCCGUUUGCCAGGGCCAAGUCACUGCCAUCCUCGCCCGUGACCCAUUCCCCGCUGCUGCACCCACGGGGCUUCCUGCGGCCCUCUGCCAGCCUGCCGGAGGAGGCAGAGGCCCCACCAGCCUCACAGCAAAGCACAGGGCCCCUGGCAGCCCCCGGCUGCGUCCCCCGGCACAGCGUCAUCAGCAGCCUGUUCUACCAGCAGGCAGGCGAGGGCCCUGAGCAAGGCGCCCUGGCCCCUGGAGGCCGCCGACACGCGGCCCGGAGGCGGCACCUGCUCAAGGGUGGGUACUUCGCCAGGGCCCUGCCUGGUCUGCGUGAGCCGCUGAUGGAGCACCGCGUGCUGGAGGAGGAGGCUGCCAGGGAGGAGCAGGCCGCGCUGAUAACCAAGACACCCUCCUUUGAGACGGCCCUGCGCCUGCCCAGCGCCAGUGCCCCUGAGACCCCCGGCCGUAGCCACUCGCUGGACCAAGACCCUCCAAGUGCCAUCAGCCCCUUGAGUGAGGCCUGCAGUGAAGGACAGUGUCCUCCCACAGCCUCUACAGGGGAGGCUGGUGGAGAGAGAGACCAGAAGCCCCUGAAAGGGCCCAGUCUGUCUCCAUCACCUGCUAGAGACUCAGGGCCUGCUCAGCAAGCGGGGUCGUCCAGGCUGGGGCAGGAGGCUCCUUAUUGUCACCCUGAGCAGGGUUCUGCCCCCCAAAAGGGCUGUGGCCCACUGUCACCACAAACUCAUGGCUCUUUGCCUCCAGGGUCUGUCAAGGAGAUACUUCUGGAGCCCCCCUGCCCCGCCCAAACAAGCUCCCUGCCAGGCUCUAAGAAGGAGCCUGGCAGCAUCUCUCGACCUGGGGGGCCUUGGACCAGCUCCUCCAGCUCCCUGGAACCAACCUGCCCCACAGGCAUGGAGUCCAGCCCUUCCCUGGACACUGGCAGCCUGUCCCAGGAGUGUCUCCUUAAGUGUCCCCAGAAUUACCAAUGACAGGUACUUGGGAUUCCAAAAAAGUCAAGAUUGCGUUUUUUUCUCCUAGGGACAAUUGGGUCAGUUCAUCUGAUAUUAAGUGUAUUACACUUUAAUAAAAUUUGCCAUUUGGAAUUCUGAUAGGUGAAUCUUGGGGUUUCCACUUGGAACGAGAGUGAACCAGUUAAAAUAGAUAAAUUUUAACAAAACAAAGUCCACCAAAAUCAGGAUCUAAUUGAACUGGGAUUUCAAAAGGUUUUGGUAAAGGGUUUGUUUGCUAGACCUGUUCUCAAUACUUGAAAAGAACCAAGUUGUUGGUCUUAAAGGAUGUGUAAACAUUUUUAAGGUUUAUUCAUGAAUGGGUAAAAGGAAUUAAGUUUUAUUUUAAAUCUGAGUUGGUCAAACGUUGAAGAUUCACUUUUGCUUAAGUCAGAACAAAAUUUGUACACUGAAUUAGGUUUCUGAGUUUAGCAUAUUUAAAUUUACAUUUUAAUAAACAGCAAAUUAAAACUGCUAGUGACAGAUAAAGUAGCACUUGUGUGGACUUUUUGGAAGAUUACUUCAUUAUCUCCACUUUUUAUUAAAAAGGAGGACUGGAAAGCUCCAAGCAAAUUGGACAGAAAUGGCCAUUCUAAUAGCACCUACCUAAUAGAGGGGACUAGGUGAGCUCUGUCAUGAUCUAUCAGGAUCCCUUGAAUGAUGCGUGCCACAAAAAUCAAAGCUCAAUAAAUGGUACCUUUUUUUCCUUGUUAUUACCUGUACUGUUUCUGUUAAUUUUAUUAUAACAAUAAAUACAAGCCAGCAAUGCAA